AACAUUACAUGUAGAAAAAUUUGAAAAAGAAAACAAUAAAAAACUUACAAUAGAUAAUCUAGAAGAAUCAGAAAAAGUCCACUACAUAACUAAACAGAUAAUUGAACUACAACACCGAUUAUUAAAUUUAGAACCAGCAAUUCAAACUGAACAUAUAACACAAGAAUAUAAAGAAAAGUAUAAACUACACCAACUAGAAGAAAUUCUAUUAAAUGAAUUAGACUAUAUAUUCUACAACCUGAUACCUGAAAAAUUAGCAAAAACAAAACUAUCCAGACCAAAUGAAACAUAUUAUAAUAUUAAAGUAAAUAAAAAAUGA
This is a messenger RNA of Racocetra persica, 319 nucleotides long. The record is from the annotation of a GenBank genome assembly. NCBI's taxonomy places the organism in Eukaryota, Fungi, Glomeromycota, Glomeromycetes, Diversisporales, Gigasporaceae.